AUGUCACCAGAACAGACAGCCAAAGUUAGCUUUUUCGUCAUCUCUGACACCCACGCUCUGCAGCCAGAUCCCGAUACGAUAUUCCGGAGCCCCUUCCCAACAUGUGAUGUUCUUGUUCACGCUGGCGACCUCUCUAAUGAGGGGACGCUCGUUGAAUAUGAACAGACGCUCAACUGGAUUAAGGCCUUCGAAGCAGAACUGAAGAUUGUUAUACCUGGAAACCACGACGUAACGCUUGAUCGGUCGUACGACAAUAAAGAUGAUUGUGUAUUGACCGUCGCCGCGCACGAGCUGUGGACCAACUCUGCGGCGAGAGAUGCAAAUAUAAUAUUCCUAAAGGAGACCACACGCACCUUCACUCUCAGCGGGGGCGCGCAGUUCAAGGUCCAUACAUCUCCGUAUCAGCCCGAAUUCCAUAACUUGGCCUUCAACUACCCUCACUUCGAGGAUCGCUAUAACCCGAAACCUACUUCACCUACGGAGACAGCCGUGCCUGGAGUCGCACCGAUUCCGGAGGGGAUAGAUAUCCUGAUCACACAUGGGCCUCCGGAGGAGAUCAAUGAUUUUGCGAAGCUGACCACAAAAGAUAACGUUGGGUGUGAGUGGUUACUUAAGGCGCUGAAGAGGGUGAAGCCGAGAGCGCAUUUCUUCGGUCAUAUCCAUGAAGGGUUUGGGGCAACCCGGGUGCGGUGGGAAGAAGACGGGGAAAUGACGAAAACCAUACUAGAGCCACCAAGUAUAAACGAGUUAAGGGAGAUAGCGUCCCGUAGGGAGGAUCCUACUGGGGAUCCUGGGAAUAUUAGAUGCGGGGGUGUGCUGAUUGAUAUGGAGCUACCGGUUGUAUGA
This is a messenger RNA of Morchella sextelata, 846 nucleotides long. RefSeq lists its product as uncharacterized. The transcript has 3 exons. The record is from RefSeq and is a predicted model, not a curated record. Gene Ontology annotation, molecular function: hydrolase activity. NCBI's taxonomy places the organism in Eukaryota, Fungi, Ascomycota, Pezizomycetes, Pezizales, Morchellaceae. The coding region runs from base 1 to 846 and encodes 281 amino acids.